Molecule: messenger RNA, 1224 nt
Organism: Didymella exigua CBS 183.55
Lineage: Eukaryota; Fungi; Ascomycota; Dothideomycetes; Pleosporales; Didymellaceae
Product: DNAJ domain-containing protein
Exons: 3
Coding region: 1-1224 (407 amino acids)
Cellular component (GO): endomembrane system
Source: RefSeq, a predicted model, not a curated record
AUGAGGUCCACUGCUGUAUUUGCCCUGCUGCUGGGCAUAUUUGCAGCCUUUGCUGCUGCCUGGUCGAAAGAGGACCACGAAAUUUUCCGUCUGCGCGACGAAGUCAUCAAGUCUGAGGGUGCCAAUGUCACCUUCUAUGACAUGCUCGGUGUCAAGCCCGGUGUCAACCAAGACGAAUUGACCAAGGCCUACCGCACGAAAGGCCGCGAACUCCACCCCGACAAGGCACGCAAGAUUUUCAUCUCCAACUACGCGAAGCAGGCUGCCAAGGAGGGCAAGACACCCGGCGUCAAGUCCAGCAAGGGCCCCUCGAAGAAGGAAAUCGAUGCGCAUAUGAAGAGAGUCACUGCAAGGUACCAGAAGCUGUCUGUUGUUGCAAACAUCCUCAAGGGCCCCGAGCGUGAGCGUUACGACCACUUCUUGAGGAAUGGCUUCCCUGCUUGGAAGGGCUCUGGUUACUACUACGAUCGCUUCCGUCCUGGCCUUGGCUCUGUUCUUCUCGGUGUCUUGAUCGUCAUCGGUGGUGGUGUGCAUUACUUUGCUCUGUACAUGAGCUGGAAGCAGCGCAAGGCCUUCGUUGAGCGCUACAUCCGCCACGCACGCAAGACUGCUUGGGGCGAUGAGUCUCCCAUCCAGGGCAUUCCUGGUGUUGAUGGUGCUGCCGCAAACGUUCCUGUCAACGCGCAACAAUUUGACAAUGGUGAAGACGAAGAGGAAGAGAAGGAGCCUGAAUUCAUUCCAAGGAACCGCAAGGAGGCGCGUGCAUGGGAGAAGGACCAGCGCAAGAACAGCAAGAAGCCCGCAGCUGUCAAGAAAGCACGCACUGCCGGCAUUAGCACGCCGAAGGAGGCAGAGCUCAUCUCGGGUCCUCAGGGCGCUAAGAGACGCAUUGUGGGACAGAACGGCAAGGUCCUGAUCGUGGACUCUGUCGGCAACGUCUUCCUCGAAGAGGAGACAGAGGAUGGCAUGAAGGGCGAAUUCCUCCUCGACCCUAACGAGGAGCCUGCGCCUACUAUCUUCGAUACAGUUCUAUUCAAGCUCCCCAGGUUUGCCUACAACCAGUCCGUUGGCCGUUUCCUCGGCAAGAAGGAGCUCAUUGACGAGCCUCUCAUGGAGACCUCCAACUUGCCUGAAGAAGAGGCUGCCCUCCAGUCUGCGACCGCGCAGAACAUCAACGGCGAGACAAGAAAGCGCAAGACCAAGGCCCAGAGCCGUGCCAGGUAG